AAAUACCUGACCUGCAGAGAGAAAGUUUAGUGUUUUUAAUUGUUCGGUAUUUUUUUUGUUGUUUCUCUUUCCUCAUUUUGUAGGUACUGAGGAGGAAGACUUGGGAGCUUGACUUUGUUGAAGAGCAUACAAUUCAGGCAAGGCCUUGAAGUUGGUGUGUAUUAGAUUGGAAUCUUAGAAGUUUCUGUUUGGACUCAAGAAAUGGAGGUAUAUGGCAAAUCUAUGGUUGCAGCUCCUGCAAAUGUUAUUUAUCUGUCAAGUAUUUUAGGCCAAGAUGGUCCAAUUCCCGUUCACAAAUGCGACUGGAAAUGUGAAAAUGAACAUGUUUGUGGAAAUAUGUAUCGCUGCAAGCUAACGGGGCUGACUCACAUCUGUGAUAAAAACUGUAACCAGAGAAUUCUGUAUGAUAACCAUAGCUCCCUUUGCCUAUCAAGUGGUCAAAUCUUUCCUCUUACUCCAGCAGAGGAACAAGCAGUGAGAGGUGUUCGCAGAAAGCUUGAUGCAGAGAAUUCAUCCACUGAUAGCUGCGGUUUUAAGCGUAGAAAGGAUGCACAAUACCAUCCUUCUCCUUUCGAGAGAUCUUUCUCAGCUGUCAGUCCUAUCUGCAGCCAAGUUGGAGAUGGCAUGGAUAUGAACUAGAUUCUACUAUAUAACUGAAAAGACUCUUUAUCAUUUCUCUUGUCUCUUUGAAGUUUUUUUACAUUUUCUAUUGGAUGAGUAUCGAUAACAGAACUUGAACAAUUAUGGAUUAGUUAUUGGUGGACAUGAUGUGUCCCCAUCUGCUGUAGGAAGUCAUUAUAUUUCUAGUAUUUAUGUAAUGUAGCAUUUAAAGUAGCUUGACUGUUGAAUGUGGAUUUGAGCAGGCUCUAAGUACACGUUUAUGACACUUGAAUUGAUUUCAAUUUCUCGCUAACCAUAGUGAGAAGCUAACUAUUAUAGCUGACUGCACGAUGUAUUCUGGCAUUUACGAUGGUUAAAUUUGAUUUGGACCUGAAUGUUGUAUGCAUGAGCAAUGUACUUAACCAUAACCCUUUUCUAACCGACUGUUAAGUUUCUAGUGUAUCUGUAAUCACAAAGCAGCCUUAUUCUAGUAUUAGUGUACUCAUUACUAAUACUACUCUCAUGAGUUGUAUUGUUUCACUUUCACUUUAGUUUUCCUUAAUUAUGUUAGAAUAGCACACAAUUAUUAAUUUUGUCCCUGCUGAUAAACCUAUUUAGGGUUAUAUUGAUAACCUUGACUUCUGCAAGCUCAGGUUAUCUCCAGUUCUUCUUCAUAUGAACAAAGUUGUUGGUAUGUUAUCUGGUGAAAACUGAUAUUGGUUUAGCUGCUUAACUACUCUUCCUAUUUCUAUUACAGGCUCAAGGGAGAUAAUCUAGUUCACAGUUUCAUAUAUCUUAAUUGUUUUUCUGUUUUCUUUUCUUUCUGUGAUUUGAUUGACAGUUGGCUGUCUGAGGUUAGCGUAACUUGUGCAGGUUUUGGAGCAUGUGCUAGGAAGGAGGGUUCAAAACAUUUGUUUUGCAAUACUGUGAUAAAUUCUUAUGAUAUAGAUUGCGCUAUGUUAUAACAUGAAAUAUUGAUAAAUGUCUUCUUUUCUUAAUGUAGGCACAGGCAUUGCAACUUAUGUUUGAGUCUGUCUUUGCUGAAGUUUGGAGAAGCCAACAUUAGUUUCGCUGUAAAAAGUUAAAAAGACUAAGCAGGUGAUCCUGCCUGACACUACAGAAUGUCAAUAGAAUUGAGACAAGAACUGUUAUGAUACUGUUCAGGGGUGAUACAGAGACACAGUAUGGAAAGCUGAAAAAGCAGGGAUGCCCAAUCUUAAAUAUUAAUUUAAAUUGAAAUUUCAGACCCAUUGUGUUUGUCUUCGAACAUGUGGUCUAUUUCUUGUAGACGGUGAGGUGACAUGACAUUGAGCAAAUAAAAGGAGGCUUAACAUUUACCAGGGAUACUUAGCAUCAUCAUCAUCACCAUCAAUCUGUCAAACCUGCAUAUUAAUCUUCUAUUCAGUGGAGGGUUGGAAUUAAUAACCUGGUUUUGAAAGUAAAUUCUACGAAUUGCCCUGUUAACGAAUACUGCUAAAUUUUAUACUUCUGUUAUAUUAUAAGCUAUGUAAAAAUUUAUUCUGUGAUUUUUGUGAAGCUAGAGGUUUGUAAUAUAACUUUUUUUUUUCCAACUUUUGGUAUCCUUAUUUAUGGCUUAUGCCAAGUUA
This is a messenger RNA of Gastrolobium bilobum, 2207 nucleotides long. RefSeq lists its product as uncharacterized. The transcript is spliced from 2 exons. Lineage: Eukaryota; Viridiplantae; Streptophyta; Magnoliopsida; Fabales; Fabaceae. Bases 202 to 639 code for a protein of 145 amino acids. The record is from RefSeq and is a predicted model, not a curated record.